Molecule: messenger RNA, 618 nt
Organism: Eruca vesicaria subsp. sativa (arugula)
Lineage: Eukaryota; Viridiplantae; Streptophyta; Magnoliopsida; Brassicales; Brassicaceae
Source: the annotation of a GenBank genome assembly
AUGAACAAUAAUAAUGUGAACCCAUCUCUCGACCAGAAUUACACUUGGAACAAUAUCACCAUGAACAACAAGUAUGAUAGCCAUCAUCAUCAUCAUGACGAUUCGAUCGGUAUGGCGGCCAUGGACCAACACACUCAACUCCACAUCUUUAAUCCUUUCACUUCAUCUUCUUCUUCUCAUUUCCCUCCUCUCUCUUCCUCCCUCACAACCACCACGUUUUUCUCCCGAGAUCAAGAAGAAGGCGAAGAAGAAGAAGAAGAGCCUGUAGAAGAACUCAGUGCUAUGAAAGAAAUGAUGUACAAGAUCGCAGCCAUGCAGCCCGUAGACAUCGAUCCAGCAACCAUCAAGAAACCCAAACGCCAUAACGUUAGAAUCUCCGACGAGCCUCAGAGCGUAGCAGCAAGACAUCGACGCGAGAGAAUCAGCGAGAGGAUCAGAAUCCUCCAGAGACUCGUCCCAGGUGGCACCAAGAUGGAUACAGCUUCAAUGCUGGACGAAGCCAUACGUUACGUUAAGUUCUUGAAACGGCAGAUAAGGCUUCUCAAUAAUCCUCUUACGCCGCAAGAUCAAGCUUCUCAGGCGGUGAUGACGCCAUGGGUUUCGCAGCCACCACCAUGA